AGCCGGAGGGACGGCCGAAUAAGAGGACAUUGCCAUCUGGUAGUGCGUGCUCUGCUAUAGACGUGUCCCCGCGUUGAAACGCAGCAGGAAGGAGGCGGGGACGCCAACACCGGAACCGCUCAUGCCCCUGGAGGAGAGAGCGGAGCCUGGUAGGCGGGGCACACGCGGGAGCGGUGGCAGCAGAGUUGUCGCGGCGGGCGGUUCCCUUCGCUGCUGCAGUAGGCGGCGGUGCCUGAGCCACAGUUUUUGAAGAGACAGCCAGACCUCGACUAGGUUUGCCGUGCGAAGUUCAGGAUGGGGUUGAAAACGGCAAUCGCCGUAAUGGUGUUGCCUCCAGCGAGCCUCACUUUCUCAGAGGAGAGAGGGCUCCCUCGGGGCUGAGGGGACCUCUUUUUCCUUGCCUGUUUUCGCCCCCGAGUGCGAAAGUCCGGCGUUGCUUUUCAGUUCUCUUUUUCCGACUCGGGCCGGACGCAUUCCUGGCCCGCCGCCGCAGGUGGUGACUUUGCCACCACCUUUUAAAGUCACUGGUGGAAGAUGGCGUGGGUGCUGAAGAUGGACGAAGUAAUCGAGUCCGGUCUGGCGCACGACUUCGAUGCCAGCCUCUCCGGCAUUGGGCAAGAGCUGGGCGCCGGUGCCUACAGCAUGAGGUGGGUUUCCCGGAGGAAGGGACCGGGAGGCUCCUUUUGCCCCGGUUUCUUCGCGCUUUUGAUGGGGAAGAAGAGCUUGCAGAUGGUACUUCCCUUUCGGCGGAAGUUUGACUUUUCUGUUAUGCUGAGUGAUGUUCUGGCACUUCCCAUUUUUAAGCAAGAAGACUCUAGCCUUCCAUCUGAUAAUGACACAAAACAUCCACCAUUUCAAUAUGUUAUGUCUGCUGCAACGUCCCCAGCAAUCAAACUGCAUGAUGAAACACUUACUUAUUUAAAUCAAGGUCAGUCCUAUGAAAUUCGGUUGUUAGAUAAUCGAAAAAUGGGAGAUAUGCCUGAGAUCAAUGGGAAACUCAUAAAGAGUAUCAUAAGAGUAAUAUUCCAUGACAGAAGAUUACAAUACACUGAACAUCAGCAACUAGAAGGCUGGAAGUGGAAUCGCCCUGGAGAUCGAUUACUUGAUUUAGAUAUUCCUAUGUCUGUUGGAAUAAUUGAUAUAAAAACAAAUCAAAGCCAACUCAAUGCAGUUGAGUUUUUAUGGGAUCCUGGAAAACGCACAUCUGCCUUUAUUCAGGUACACUGUAUUAGCACAGAAUUUACACCUCGGAAACAUGGAGGUGAGAAAGGAGUUCCAUUUAGAAUACAGGUUGACACUUUUAAAGAAGCAGAAAAUGGAGAGUACAGUGAUCAUCUGCAUUCAGCCAGCUGUCAAAUCAAAGUGUUUAAACCAAAAGGGGCAGACAGAAAACAAAAAACAGAUAGAGAAAAGAUGGAGAAGCGAACUGCCCAUGAAAAGGAAAAAUACCAGCCUUCAUAUGAUACUACAGUUCUCAGUGAGAUGAGGCUUGAGCCUAUAAUUGAAGAUGCAGUUGAACAUGAGCAGAAAAAGUCCAGCAAGCGGACUUUGCCAGCAGACUACGGUGAUUUUCUGGCAAAGCGAGGCAGUUGUUCACCAUGGCCUGAUGCGCCUGCAUUUGUGAAUACCCCUACCCCAAAACCAGCUUUUACUUCUUCUCCACACACUACUUACAGUAUCCCAGACAGUAAUUCAUCAUCUCCAAAUCAUCAAGGAGAAGGCAUUUCCUUAGCAGGUGGUGAGCAACUUCAUCCAUCAGGCACAAUCCAAGAAACCCAGCAAUGGCUGCUUAAACAUAGAUUUUCCACUUAUACAAGGGUGUUUUCUAAUUUCUCAGGUGCUGAUUUAUUGAAGCUGACAAGAGAAGAUCUGGUACAAAUCUGUGGUCCUGCUGAUGGAAUUCGGCUAUACAAUGCACUUAAAUCAAGGUCUGUUAGGCCACGUCUAACAAUCUAUGUAUGCCAAGAGCAGUCAAGAAGUAUACGACUGGAAAGGCAACAAGACUCAGGCAAUGGAGUAAAGAAUGGUGCACUAUUUGUUUACCAUGCAAUCUACUUGGAAGAAAUGGCUGCCUCGGAAGUCACUCGCAAGCUUGCUUUGGUGUUCAAUAUUCCUUUACAUCAAAUUAAUCAGGUUUACAGACAAGAUCCUACUGGUAUCCAUAUUCUUGUCAGCGAUCAGAUGGUCCAAAACUUUGAAGAUGAGAGCUGCUUCUUCAUUACCACAAUAAAAGCUGAAAAUGGUGAAGGUUUCCAUAUAAUUUUGAAGUGAUGUUGCCAUAUGUAUGUCAAACUGAUAUUCCAAUUGAAAAAUGAAGUCAUCAAGAAUGGCAAAUAAUAUCAAGUGUCUUCAGAGAUCUGAUUUCACCAUAUAGAAUGUUUCAUAUUGAAAACGCAAGUUGACCUUCUAAUGAGCGGUUUAGUAAAUGAACUUAUCACUGCCAUAGCCAAUUUUCCUCAUUAGAGGUAGAAAUUACCCAAUAAGCAUGGAAAAAAGCGAAGUGCAUAGAAGUGUUUGCCCUUUCUUGAAACAAAUAAAAUAGGCAAGCUAUGGCCAGUACCUUGAAGCAUUACUGUUUCCUAUUACACUGUAUCUGGUUGAAUGUAAACUAAUAUUGGGCAUUUAUCUUCCUGUGCCAGUUUGGUUAUUACUUGCUUGUGCUUUUAUGUUGGUUUUAUUUUUUGAUGUUAGCAGAGCACAUAGUAACUUGUGUGGAGAUAAGUAAUAUGAUAAUAACAAUCAGGUUUGGGAUCUUGAGCAUAAAGCUAUCAAAACAACAUUCUCUAUAUAAUAUGUGUAUAAAGUGUGGAUGUAAGAAGUGUAAAUGUCAGGGCUUGUUAAAGUCCUAACCACAUGAAAAUUAAGCAUGCAUCAAAGCAUAUUAUCAAUAGUACCUAACUGAGAAAUUUAUAAAAUAAGAUCUCUGAGGUACAGCAUUUUGCUUUUCAACAAAUUCCUUGAGAAAAUUUGCCUAUGCAUCAUGUUUUUAGUUUCUUGAAUGAUACACUCCUGCAGCUACGCUUUUUUAAAAAAAAAUCUGUAAAAUAAUAGUGAUUUGAAAUUUCUUAAUAGAGAAAAGGAAAUGUAAUUGUCACAAAAGUUAAAUAUUUGAAAUUAAGCAAGGUUCCAUAAACCAAACAAUACUUUUAACAAAAUAUAGGUGCACUCCUGCAUUUUCCCAUGUUCACUCCCACGUGACAACUGUCCCUUUCUCUUUUUUCCUCUGGCUGUACUGGAAAGACCAGUCUUAGUGCCUAUUCCAUACAACCAAAUACUUAACUAGCAGUUGCACAUCUUAAUGAACUGUACAAAUGUUUUCAAAUAUUACUGAAGAUCAUAGCAUUCUAGAAAAAUAAUAUUUGACUCUUCUGGAUUGUGUAUUAAUAUAUGUAUUUGUUAGAAAUUAAGACACAAAAGGUAGAUUACUUCAAUACUUGCUUUUUUAAUCAAAUCUUGAAUGCUGUAGUGAAAGGGUGAAAAGCACCGCAUGUCAAGUAAUGUUUUUUAUUUCAAUUCCAUUUUUACUUAUGCCUAAGUGAAGUGCUUGAACUAUAUAAUUAUUCUAAGAAAGUCAGUUAAUUACUUGUAUUUGGAUGAAUGUUCAUUCCCUUAUUUUUUCAUGACCUACACUAUUUUGCACUGAUACAGAGGGAGCAUAGUUUGUGAGCAUAAAUUGUUUUUGAGUUGUUCUUGCCUAUAAAUUAUUUUUUAUUGUACUUGAGUGUCUUCAGUUCACUUGAUGUGCCAUGUCAACACAUUUUUCAAAUUUGUGAAGAAUCUUCAAAAAAUGUAAAAGUUGUACAAUAGUUUUGUUCAUUUGCAUUUAAUUAAUGGCACCAGCAAAUUGCUUUUUGUUUUUGGAUAUGAUAUAUACAUUUCAAUUUCAGUAAAAACAUUUUCCAAUAA
This is a messenger RNA of Pantherophis guttatus, 3906 nucleotides long. RefSeq names its product upstream binding protein 1 (gene UBP1). NCBI's taxonomy places the organism in Eukaryota, Metazoa, Chordata, Lepidosauria, Squamata, Colubridae. Gene Ontology annotation, cellular component: nucleus. Gene Ontology annotation, molecular function: DNA-binding transcription activator activity, RNA polymerase II-specific; RNA polymerase II cis-regulatory region sequence-specific DNA binding. Gene Ontology annotation, biological process: regulation of transcription by RNA polymerase II. The record is from RefSeq and is a predicted model, not a curated record.